Phalaenopsis equestris is the source of this 1114-nucleotide messenger RNA. RefSeq lists its product as uncharacterized. The record is from RefSeq and is a predicted model, not a curated record. NCBI's taxonomy places the organism in Eukaryota, Viridiplantae, Streptophyta, Magnoliopsida, Asparagales, Orchidaceae. The transcript is spliced from 9 exons. The coding region runs from base 199 to 1053 and encodes 284 amino acids.
CUAUUUAAACCCCCGACCUCUUCCCUUCUUCCUCCCCGCUUCCGCUUCCGCUUCCUCUCCUCCUCUAUUCAGAAGAAAAAAAGACAAAAAAGCUUUUCGCUUUCUUCUUUUUCUUCUUAGGCGAUAUUCUUCGCUGAUAAUCUCUGCAUUGCUGAUAUAAAAUUUCUUAUUUUCACUGGGAGUCCUAUAUUGACUAAAAUGGAGUAUGAACAUCGAUUCCGCCAGACUAAAUACGACUGUCUUCUAUUUGAUCUGGAUGAUACUCUGUAUCCCUUGAACUCUGGACUCGCAGCUCAAUGCAGGAAAAAUAUUGGAGAUUACAUGGUGGAGAAGCUUGGAAUUGAGGAGAGCAAAAUUAAUGAUAUGUGCAAUCUUCUCUACAAGAACUAUGGCACCACCAUGGCUGGUCUUAGGGCAAUCGGCUAUAAAAUAAACUACGAUGACUACCAUAGCUUCGUUCAUGGAAGAUUGCCUUACGAGAACCUGAAACCUGAUCCUGUUCUUAGACAGAUUCUGCUAAGCAUCCCAAUUCGCAAAGUUAUAUUCACAAAUGCUGAUAAAAUCCAUACUGUUAAAGUUCUAAGAAAAUUGGGAUUGGAAGACUGUUUUGAGGGAAUUAUAUGUUUUGAAACUCUGAAUAAAAAUGAAGAGAUAAACUAUUCAUUAGAAGAAGUAAGAGAAAACAAUAAAUCUAAUAUUUUCGAUAUCCUCGAUCAUUUCUCAAGAUCACAGCCAUCUACUGAAAUACCAACGUCUCCUGUCAUCUGCAAACCAUCUGAAUCCGCCAUGAUUCUCGCUCUUUCCAUUGCCAAAAUUAAUCCACAGAGAACUAUUUUCUUUGAAGACAGCAUUAGAAACAUUCAAGCGGGGAAGAGAAUUGGUCUGCACACAGUGCUUGUCGGAAGUUCACAGAGAGUGAAGGGUGCGGAUCAUGCUUUGGUGAGCAUACACAACAUAAAGGAAGCGUUGCCUGAGCUUUGGAAAGAAGGGGAGAAACCUGCAGAUGUUCUUUAUUCUGGAAAUGUUUCAAUUCAGACCUCAGUGACUGCUUAAUUAUGAUUUUAUCUUUUGUAUGUUACAAAUUAAAUUAUUACAUAUAUGUUGAGGAAGAAGA